Molecule: messenger RNA, 3135 nt
Organism: Pestalotiopsis fici W106-1
Lineage: Eukaryota; Fungi; Ascomycota; Sordariomycetes; Amphisphaeriales; Sporocadaceae
Exons: 5
Coding region: 1-3135 (1044 amino acids)
Source: RefSeq, a predicted model, not a curated record
AUGACGACGAAUGGCACCAACUCUUACGGGCGGAGGCUCCUCCCCCACGUUGUGGACGAGCUUCGUGACUCAAACCCGACCAGAGUUUACACUUCGUACCCAAAGACAGCAGACGUCAGGGAUGGCUUCUUGGACUUUACAAUGGCAGACUUUGGUCGUUGUAUCGAUUACAUGGCCGCAUGGAUCGAGAAUAAGUUUGGCAAGAGCGAUAGCUUUGAGACAAUCACUUAUAUAGGACUCUCGGAGCUUCGCGGUCCCGUCACUUUCUUGGCGGCCGUGAAAGCAGGACUCACUAAUACAUUUCAGAUGCUCAUUCCUUCUCCUCGCAACUCUGCAGUGGUCAAUCAAUCGUUGAUGGAACAGACUGGCAGCACAAAGGUCCUGUUUGCUCAAGAACUCGCUCCCUUGAUCAAACCACUGCAAGAUUUGGCUCCUUCGAUUCGCACCGAGACACUGCCCUCUCUUCAAGAGAUGCUAGAUAGUGAUCCACCGCGCUAUCUAUUCUCCAAGAGUUUUGACGAUGCUAGAAAUGACCCGAUCGCCGUUUUGCAUUCGUCUGGUUCAACUGCAGGUAUGCCCAAGCCAAUUACCAUGACCCAUGGAAGCUUUGCUGCAGUAGAUUACGAGCACAAUGUUCCAGCUCCGCCUGGGCGAAAGAAGAGGGAUACCACAUUUUUCGCCUUUGAAGAGGAAACGCGCAUGUUCUUGAUCUUGCCCUUCUUCCACGUGAGUUCAUUCCUGUUCACUUCGUCUUGGUUCUUAAAUGUCACAUUCGUACUGGGCCCACCACACAUUGCUCCCGAUGUUGCCAUGCUCAAGGAGAUGGCCCGGCAGCAAGAGCUCAAAGGUGUCAUGGUUGUUCCCGCCUUGCUGCAAGCAAUUCUCCAUGAUCCUGAUGGCAUGGACUUCUUGAGAAGUCUCAAGUUUGCCGCCGUUGCUGGUGCGCCUGCUGCAGAAGCUGUUGGAGACAAAGCCAGCACUGCCGUCGAGCUUUUCAACUGGAUUGGCUCAACGGAGACUUUCCCUCUGCCCGAGCUCCACAAGCCUCGUGAGGACUGGAUGUAUCAUGAACUCGCAAUGAAACAUGAGAUGCAGUUGUAUGAUUCUCACGAGGGCACAUAUGAGCUAGUCAUCCUGGCAGAUGAGACCAACAAGGACAUGUGCCCUCUGUACCAUAAUUUGCCAGGCGUCAGUCCCUACCAUACCAAGGAUCUUUUUGUCAAGCACCCCACAAAACCAAAUUUGUACAAGUACUUUGGACGCAGGGACGACAUUAUCGUCUUGGCCAACGGCGAAAAGGUCAACCCUAUACCUCUGGAGCAAUAUAUUCAAGGCCAUCCCUCGGUCCUGGGCGCAUUGCUUGUGGGCAACGAGAGGAAUCAGACCGCUCUUCUUGUGGAACCAAAGGAAUCCUUGGAAAAAAGUGCGACAGAGAGCUUCUUACAAACACUCCGACCCCGGAUCGAGGAAGCCAACGCGCGAAUCCCCGGACCGGGUCGUGUCGCUCCAGGGAAGGUUAUCUGCGCCACAUCCGAAAAGCCUUUCGCAAGAACUGCAAAGAACACUAUCGUGCGCAAAGUCACGGAGCGCUCCUAUGAGAGCGAAAUCGAGGCUGCAUACUCGGCUACGCCCCCACAGCCACAGAUGGUCAAUGUCAGCCUAGAGUCGACGGUCAAGACGGUCUACGAGCCAGCCAAGCUACUGAAUUUCCUUCGAUUGAUCCUUGCUCCAUCCUUCCCGCCGGCAUCAACUAUUGGGGAAGAUGAGGAUUUCUUUGCGUAUGGCCUCGACUCGGUGCAGACUCUGGAAAUUACCGCGAGCCUCAAGCGCAACUUACAAGCACAAACCUCAACGUCGUUUGCAUGGUUAUCACCGCGUGUCAUAUUCCGCAACGCAUCGCUGACUGAUCUGUCCAAAGUGCUCGUGGCGUUCCUCAAUGACAAUGUUUUGCCUUUGGAAGAUGCACAAGCCCAAAAGAUACUCGAUAUUGACAAUGCAGUGGCACGACACACGAGUGGACUGCCGAGCAGGCUGGCGAAACAAUCCAAUUCUGGAAAGAUCUCGACAGUCGCUAUCAUUGGUUCAACCGGCUAUUUGGGGUCUUACACAGUUGCGGCUCUGCUGAAAGACGUUGAUAUUGCCAAGGUCUACUGUUUGAAUCGCAGUGUCAAUGCAAAGGAGAAACAGAACGCCGCCCUGGUUGCUCUCGACGGCGCCUUGGAGCCGUUUUUGAACAAGCUCACCUACCUGAAGGUUGAACUCGGCAAGCCACUCCUCGGGCUCAGUCAAGACCAAUAUGACCUCGUUGCGAAUGAAGUAGAUGCGAUCGUCUAUAACUCUUGGAGGCUUGAUUUUGGCAUUGCGAUUCGAUCAUUCGAGCCCUUUUUGCGGGCAGCCCGAGACCUCGUCGACUUGUCCAUUUCGAGCAAAGGCAAGCUCAGAAUCAUCUUCAUCAGCUCGUUAUCAUCCGUCGAGAAUCUCGCCAACGAGACCUUCAUUCCCGAAGCGCCUGUUGAAGACGCCCGGGCUGCUUUGAACACGGGCUACGCUCAAUCCAAAUUGGCAGCCGAGCGCAUACUUAUCACGGCCAACCGGCAAACUGGAGUACCAGUCUCCAUCGUUCGUGUUGGGCAGGUCGGUGGCCCGAGCAAAGCCUCCACGGGUGUUUGGGCUGAUCAGCAGUGGAUAUCUGCCAUCGUACGCUCUGCCAAGAAUCUGGGCAGCUUCCCGGGCACGGUAGUUCCGAUUGACUGGAUUCCCGUAGAUACUGUUGCUGCCAUGCUGCGAGGAUUCAUGAUUGCGGAUGGCCAAGCCGACGUCCAAGUGUUCAAUGUCUGCUCUGAUAAACCCCAGCCUUGGAGCCUGCUUGUAGAUAUCGUGCGAGAGACGUUUGGAAUCACUCAGAUUGUCCCUCUGAGAGAUUGGGUUAGCCAGCUUGAGAGCAUCGACUCUCCGAGCUCUGAAGAUGCGAGUAGAUUGCCUGCGCUCAAGAUGCUCGACUGGUAUAGGACACUAGGUGACGGUACCGACACCAUCAACAUAGCAACGAGUCGCGCCAGGGAGAUUUCCAAGGUCGAGAUCCCUGCUAUCGACAAGGAAGUGUUGACCUCCUGGUUAAAAGGCUGGAAUCUAUAA